AUGGGCAUCAUAGUGACACUGGGUGAUGCAUACUGCUUUUCUAAAAUGAACAAGCCAGGGGAGGCCACCAAAGGCUGUGUCCUGGAUGGAAAACUAUACCCUUUUGGAGAGAUUGCAAGGACAGAUAAUUGCUUCAGAUGCAGCUGCAGCCAAGAUGCAAUGCGUUGCUGCUCCCUCUUCCAUACUCCUACUGGUUACGACAAAGAGAACUGUAAAGUUGUUUUCAACAAGAAAAGCUGCAACUAUGAUGUGGUGCAGAAGAGUGAUCCCUCAAAGGAGUGCUUUGUCUAUUCUCGUGUGGGCUAA
Messenger RNA from Pelecanus crispus (Dalmatian pelican), 306 nucleotides. RefSeq names its product beta-microseminoprotein. Lineage: Eukaryota; Metazoa; Chordata; Aves; Pelecaniformes; Pelecanidae. The record is from RefSeq and is a predicted model, not a curated record.